AAUCCCAAGAGCUGUAUAUUCGCUACAUAGAUGUUCUGCAGCGACGCGAGGGUAGCUUGCGUCAUCUCACUAAAAACCUUUCCGACGCUCUCUACUUAUCUACGGCCAGGGAACUAAGAUUUAUGCAUACACAACGAAAGUUUCGUCAAACGCUCGUUCUACCCUAGGGAAAUGAAACUGCAACUCCAUCCCUACACCAUCUGAACAGAAUUCCAUCAACCAUGCGGCUCUCAACUGCAGCCCUUACCCUCUUCUGCGCCUUUACAACUGCAGUCCCGCUCGCCUCCAAACACAACAUCUACCUCGCAACCUGCACACGUCCCCGCUCCUGCCUCCUAAUAAUCUGCGACGACCCCGACCCCAUCACCGCAGCAGCAUUCUACGCCUCAGGCGCCUCCACGGCCGCCAGACCGACCGACAUCACCACGAUCUCGGAUCCGGCGGCGGCAUGGGAAGGCGUAACUCGCUCAGGUAGAUUGACGACGGGGAAACUGACGAGUGCCAUUGACAAGGGCGCGAAAGCUGUGGCGAAGGGAGAAAUUGCGGGGAGUGCGAAGAUCGGCGCCGAAGAGUAUGUUUGCUUUAAGGAUGGGGCGAGUAAGUUUACGGUGCAAGGGUGGGAAGAUUGGAGUGCGCAGAAGCUGAGUUGCACGGCGGAUUAUUGGUGUGCUAGUACGAGUUGAGGAUUGGUGAGCUGUGGUGGAGAAAAACUGGGUGCGCGUUGUGCGAGGGAACAGGUUGCUGAGCUCUGGGAUGGUUUGGUGUGUUUGCGCAUGUUGCGACUCUGGCGCUCCUCAAGGGAAAUUGAAUGCAUCGCAGCUUUUUGAAAUGUCCGAAGGCUUGCCGAGUGAACAAGAAUUCUGCUUAGAGAUGCUUGA
This is a messenger RNA of Paraphaeosphaeria sporulosa, 878 nucleotides long. RefSeq lists its product as uncharacterized. The transcript has a single exon. Bases 222 to 683 code for a protein of 153 amino acids. NCBI's taxonomy places the organism in Eukaryota, Fungi, Ascomycota, Dothideomycetes, Pleosporales, Didymosphaeriaceae. The record is from RefSeq and is a predicted model, not a curated record.